Tarenaya hassleriana is the source of this 793-nucleotide messenger RNA. RefSeq names its product ACT domain-containing protein ACR5-like. The record is from RefSeq and is a predicted model, not a curated record. NCBI's taxonomy places the organism in Eukaryota, Viridiplantae, Streptophyta, Magnoliopsida, Brassicales, Cleomaceae. Bases 1 to 579 code for a protein of 192 amino acids. The transcript is spliced from 4 exons.
AUGAAGGACUUGUACGGUUCCACUUCCAAAGUGUUUGGAGCCUGGUCGGAAAAGUCAACCCUCAGAAGUCAACGAAGCCUUGUGUUGUCUGCUCAAGGCCUGCAGGGUCCAGAGGCCUAUCAGGAGUACUACAUCAGGCAUGUCGAUGGUGGUCCUGUAAGUUCGGAAGCCGAGAGACAGAGGCUGAUACAUUGCUUGGAAGCAGCCAUAAAGAGACGAACUUCAGAGGGCAUAAGACUAGAGCUAUGCGGGGAAGACAGAGUGGGGCUUCUUUCAGACGUGACUCGUAUAUUCAGAGAGAACGGUCUGUCAGUGACGAGAGCCGAGGUGACAACGAGGGGUUCUCAAGCCGUGAACGCUUUCUACGUCACAGAUUCAUCUGGGAAGCCGGUUAAGAGCCAAACAAUAGAGACGGUGCGAAAUCAGAUCGGAAGGACCGUUCUUCGGGUGAAAGACGAAGGCUUUUCGGGUUCCCCGGGAACACAACAGGAGACAGGGAAGUUCUCGUUGAGCAAUCUCUUCAAGUCAAGGUCUGAGAAGUUUCUUUAUAACCUGGGUUUGUCAAAGUCAUUUUCUUGAGGGUUUCUGUUUAGGGUUUUCAUUCUAAGAUCUAAGAUCUCUUCCCAAGGCUUUGGAUUUGGUUGUGUUUGUACAGUAAUUGGGGUUUGUGGUUGAUUGGAGUUGGUCAUGGGGUUAUUAUUGUCGGGUACUCUGUGGUUUGGGGUCUAGGGUUCUAGAUGUAAAUAUAUUCAUGUGAAUAUGAUUUUAUUAAUAUUAAAUAUUAUUCAUCCCA